Phoenix dactylifera (date palm) is the source of this 1488-nucleotide messenger RNA. The record is from RefSeq and is a predicted model, not a curated record. NCBI's taxonomy places the organism in Eukaryota, Viridiplantae, Streptophyta, Magnoliopsida, Arecales, Arecaceae.
UCAGCCCCCACGUACCAUCAGUCCCUGGUGUGACAGUCUCCUAACUCUCUCUCUUCUCUCAGACUAACCAGAAAAGCUCUUUCUUUAUAUACCUCCUCUCAAAUCUUCACACCAUUUUAUGCCUUUGUCUUCUUCCUCUCAAAAUAUAUUCCCCCCAACCAUAUCUAUCCCCAUCCAUAUCUUCUCCACCGAUAGAGAUUCUUAAGGGCAGCUAACAAAAAGAACUCCCACCACCUGGUGCAAUAAACUUCGCCUUUAGCUUCUUGGUCUCUCUUGGCCCUUCUCACGGUUGGAGAAAAUCUAUCAAAACUAAAGAAGGAGAAGCUUUAUCAAUAGAUAUAUUGAAGUGUUUUCUUUAUCUUUCCCUCUAGCUCUUCUUUGUAUUCUUCAGAUAAGAUGUGCAGCAGAGGCCAUUGGAGGCCAGCGGAGGAUGAGAAGCUCAAGGAAUUGGUCGGCCAAUAUGGCCCUCAUAACUGGAAUGCAAUCGCUAAGAAGCUUCAAGGGAGAUCAGCAGGCAAGAGUUGCAGGCUGAGAUGGCUCAAUCAGUUGGACCCAAGGAUCAAUCGCAGCCCCUUCACCCCAGAGGAAGAAGAACGGCUCCUUGCUUCUCACAGAAUUCUUGGGAACCGAUGGGCCAUCAUCGCAAGGCUCUUCCCAGGUCGUACUGACAACGCGGUCAAGAAUCAUUGGCAUGUGAUCAUGGCACGAAGGUGUAAAGAGAGGUCGAGACUUUACUCCAAGAGAGCUUAUCGCACUGCAGUCAAAGAUGAGAAAUCCAAACAGAAUAAAGAGAGGAAAUCCGAGUCUAGAAAUAUUGUUAUAUUGGUGGAGAAACAUUGUAGAGGGUACAGUAGCUCCAUAGCUACUAACCAUCAGAAGCACAAAGAGUUUUAUUCUGAGAUCCAUGGUUAUUAUCCCAGCAUGGUUGCAGAUGGAGAUAGACAUGGAGAGAACUCAAUUGAGUUUUAUGAUUUUCUCCAAGUAAACACUGACUCUAAUGAUACUAGGUGUUGCUCGAGCAUAGUGGAACAGGAGGAGACCAAGGAGAAUUGCAGCGAGGCUGUUGUUCCUUUCAUAGAUUUCUUGGCAGUUGGAAGUUCCUCUUAACGAUGGGUAUUAGCAAAGACAAGCAGACACAUUUGAUAGCUAUCAUUUUAGUGCACAUAAACCCUAACAUCGUAGAUCUUACUAUAAAUCUGUAAAUGAUGCACAAUAUAUAUAGCAGAACUUAGCUAUAUAAAUUGCAUCAGUGGUGUGUGAAAAAAAAUUCCACUGCCUUAUACUUGGUCUUCUUGACAAAUGGUGAUAGGUUGCCAAUCAAUUUGACCAUGUACGUAUGUGCAAAUAAGGAUUCGUGAAAGUAUGUUCAUGCUUGGAGUAUAUCUUAAACAAAGAGUAUUUCCAAAUGUACAUUUGCAUCGAAGUUCAAGUCUUCUGAAAUGGACUGACAGCUUAUAUCUCUUAGUACUUGCAAUAAAACGCAGUUGA